Messenger RNA from Pangasianodon hypophthalmus (striped catfish), 2526 nucleotides. RefSeq lists its product as uncharacterized. The record is from RefSeq and is a predicted model, not a curated record. The coding region runs from base 1462 to 2526 and encodes 354 amino acids. NCBI's taxonomy places the organism in Eukaryota, Metazoa, Chordata, Actinopteri, Siluriformes, Pangasiidae. The transcript is spliced from 4 exons.
AUACCACUACACCACACAGACUACUGGGAAGACCUGGUGGAAAAUAAGAGAACCAAGGUUUACAAAAACAGUUUUAAACUACAUUAUCCAGGUAAAGUCAUUACCCAUAAAGCCACACACUUCCUUCAGACUCACAACCAAUAGAUAGGCAGUUUUGAGACAGACAGGUAUAGUUACCAAUUAUACAGAACCUCCUUAUUUUAGCUCCACCCCUAAUUUAACCUAGAUCCCACCCCAGAGCUUAUUUAAGGAUAUGGAUGGGAACAAAAAGCGUAUGUCCUCUGAAGAAGCAGGAUUCCCUGCGAAACGUUAGGACGUCGAACUCAAAAAGCACCGUGAACUGCACAUCAAAAAGAUACUGUUUGACGGGGAAAACAUUGCCAAUUUUUGUGUCCUGUUUUACACAAAAAAAUUUUUUAAUGGAGAAAAAUCCUUUUUAAACCGUUUUGUGAGUACUCACAUUUUUAAACCCUUUCUUUUUUUUGGGUUUUUAUUCCCCCCUCCCUUUUUUUCGGUUUUAUUCCCCCUUCUUUUUGGAGUACAACACCCAAGCCAGAGGGGCCUACAAAACUUCCUGUUUGGUGAACUCCUAGGCCGCUUAGGCCUUCUGAGUCCGAGUAAAGACGACACAAACCUUGUGGCAAGUUCUCCACAGAUGCAUUUAUCGAAAAGCAAUGGAACACCUCGGCCUUUAAACAACAACUCCGAUAAGACCAAGGGGGAGCCGACCCAGGGGGAUAGGAAGCAGGAGAGGAAGGAGGUGAUGAAUGGGUCUACAGAAAGGAAGACCACGUCCUUGAGAAAAGCCCGAUCUGAAUCCUCCCUUUCCCUUUCCCCUUCCUCUUUCUCGUUGACUCCCCUGCAUGUGGAACAUCCGGACAGGGUGGAGCCCCAAAUAAAAACCUGUGAAGUGAGGAACCAUUGGGUUCCUACUAGACAUCCUAACACCACUAGAAAGAUUGCAGAUUGGACACUGGAAGUAAAGAAACCAGUUUUGUUUAUAGGGGACUCCAACCUGUCCAGAAUUCCCUAUUUUAGUGACGAAAAUGUUCAGGUGGAUAGUUACCCUGGAGCCAACUUUUUACAUAUAGCCAAAGUGUUACAAAAAUUAACCCCUAAUCCAAACACUCAAAAAGUCGUCCUAUCAUUAGGAAUCAAUAAUAGAGAACAAACAUUCGAAAGUACAACAAAAAAACAGUUGCAAGAGCUGUGGAGAAUUGCUGCAGUGGUUUUUCCCAAUGCCACGAUCUACACCCCAUUAUUAAACUACUCGGAUAUCCUACCUAGACGACAACAAGAAACUCUAACAAAACUGAACACUCAUAUACUGGCACAUGGUAAUCCAUUGCAGGAACUUCACCCACUUAGGUUCAAGGUGAACCCGAGGGACCCUAUCCACUGGACCACGGAAACGGCUUCGCAAAUGUUUACAUACUGGUUGGAUCAGUUAAACUUUUAGGAAUGGUGAAGUGCAAUAAAACAGACAACAAAAAGCACACCAACAUCAUUAACCUAUCCAAAACGUUUUGUCUCACAGGUCCGCAGGAGGAUUUACUCAGCAAGGGUCUCACCUUCAUCCCGACGCCAUGCGGUACGGACUUGGGGGAGCUGGGGAGGGAUGUCCACGCUUACAAUAGACAACUUAAAAUUUUAGACCACUUCCAAUACACAAAAUGUAAAGAACACUUACAGUUUACAGAAAAAUCCAGAUGGGAACCGAGCACCGAACAGACCAGUUUACCUAUAAAGCAGUUGAUUAAAAAGAACAGGAUGAUUAUCAAUUCUCUUUCAGAUUUUUCCAACAAUCAAGCAGAUAAUUUAACCGCCACAGAACGCAGAGCACUCAAAGAAUUACAAACCAACAGAGAUAUAAUAAUUAAACCGGCAGAUAAAGGCUCAGCGAUCGUCAUAAUGGACAAACAACAAUACUUACUAGAAGCAAAUAGACAAUUAAACAAUACCAAUCAUUACACUUUACUUCCACACUCAUUACAACAGGAAACACAAUCAUUGGUAACAUCCAUUUUACAGGACUUAAAACAGAAAGGCUUCAUUAACACUAAACAGUUUAAUUACCUUAUUGGUCCAAACCCACCAAGGCAGCGGAAAUUUUAUCUAUUGCCCAAAAUUCAUAAAGACCCACAGGCGUGGACAGUCCCUUCCGAGGUUCCACAGGGACGCCCGAUUGUGUCGGAUUGUGGGAGUGAGACCUACAAUGUGGCACAAUACAUUGAUUAUUUCCUCAAUCCUGUCUCACAACUUCAUCCCAGUUACUUAAAAGAUACAUAUGACUUUAUAAACAAAAUCAAGAACAUGACAAUUCCAGACUCGGCCUUCCUAUUCACUGUGGAUGUGGAAAGCCUUUACACAAAUAUCAGUACAGAGGCAGGAUUGCAGGCAAUAAUGAAAUGUUUUAACAGACAAUUUCUGAGCUUUUACCUCAACCCCAACCAUCAUUCCGCACCUGGGUUGGACCGGAACCUCAACUCCAAAACCUUAUUUCGAAUCCUAACCUCAACCCCCUAA